AUGUCCGAGGGCAGCACGCCAAAACGCAUACCAGACACGCCUCCUCAGAGGAGAUUGAGCGAGCAGACUCCGAUAGCGUCCGCACCGCCGCUCGACGACGCCAGCACGAACUCGCUGUUGACGCUCGACGACGAAGUAGUGCCCGAGGAUGUCUCGCGCGGCUGCGUGCUGGCCAUCUUCGACGCAGUAGCGUUCGUGACCGCGUGCGCCGCGGGUGCGCUCGGCGCAGCCCACGUCAUACAGCUCAUGGCCUUUGUGGCCGCCCCGGCUCCAAGAGGCGGCCUGCCUGGCGCCAUAUUUGCGGCGUCGAUUAGCUAUCAAUUCGCCCUAUGCCUCUGUAUCGUGGGAUUUGAGCUGGGUGUGAUUUCACACGACGAUCAGUGGACGGGCCGCUACUGGACCGUCCGUGGGCUUCUGUACGCGUUCCUCGGAGUAAUCGCACUGCCAGGCGCGGCGGCAGACGCGGCCACGAACGAAACGCGAGUCACGAUCUGUGUGGAAAUCAACCAGUGCGUCGGGUGCACGGCGAUGACGCGGCCAUCCUGGCUCGGUCGAGCGGUGAGGAACCGGCAUCGCCACGCCAUCGAGCAGGUGCCGCGUCGAUGACGUGGAGGACGACGCGAUGAUUCAGCGAACGCGCCGUAAAAUUUUGAUUUCCACACAGGUCACGAUGAAGCAGGGAGAACUCGUCUGCGUGCCUGGCGAAGCCGCAAAGGCGCUCGAAAAGUACCGCGUCGUCGCUGCGUCCGCGGUCAUCGCGACCGGCGCGUUGUACGUCCUGCUGGGCCUGUGUUGCUGUCGCGGGAUUCGCCGCGGCGCGCAACUGCGGUACCGGCGGCGCCUCGCCCACGCCGAGUUGCAACGGGCGUACCUCGCCGAGCGCGCACACAGGACUGGAACGCCUGUGGCCGAGGCCUGA
Molecule: messenger RNA, 919 nt
Organism: Pelagomonas calceolata
Lineage: Eukaryota; Pelagophyceae; Pelagomonadales; Pelagomonadaceae
Source: the annotation of a GenBank genome assembly